Brienomyrus brachyistius is the source of this 4608-nucleotide messenger RNA. RefSeq names its product telomerase reverse transcriptase (gene tert). The record is from RefSeq and is a predicted model, not a curated record. NCBI's taxonomy places the organism in Eukaryota, Metazoa, Chordata, Actinopteri, Osteoglossiformes, Mormyridae. Gene Ontology annotation, cellular component: telomerase catalytic core complex. Gene Ontology annotation, biological process: telomere maintenance via telomerase. Gene Ontology annotation, molecular function: telomeric repeat DNA binding; telomerase RNA binding. The coding region runs from base 1001 to 4150 and encodes 1049 amino acids. The transcript has 17 exons.
GAAUGGCAUUCUUGUUUCAUCUCUAAGACUAAGCUAGUUAAUGUGUGGUCUCACCAGCCAUCCUUAGCCUUCUACUUGGGAUCCUUAACAUGGGAAACUCUACCCUGGACCACAAAGCUCUGCAGAGGCUGGAAUGUUCAGCUUAUUGUAAGAUAUUUACCUCCAAAGAUGCAGGAGUAGAGCUGCCAAGAUCUGCAGGGACGCAUCGCACCCAUGCAGCGACCGUCUCACAAAGCUGUGGCCAGGCAAACGCUUCCUGUGCCUCAGUGAGACCUGAGAGGCUUAGCUUCUACCCUCAAGCCAUCAGACUGCCUAAUUCCUGGCUGGCACCUUAAUUUACAUCCCUCCUGCAGAUUGCACUUUAUAAAAGCUGUGCUGCGUAUCGCAGGGCCAUUUGUUGUACAGUGUAAUUUUUGUUUUUUAUUUUUGCUUUUAGUAUAGUCAUUUUCCAUAUAACUUUCAUUUUUAUGUCCAUGUAUUAGCAUGUGGUUACUAUCUGCUUUCAUUGUUUAUAUGGCAGAGUUGGCCACCUUGCCUUUCACUGCAGCUGACUAUACCUUGCAUGUGACAUAUAAAACCCUUGAAUCCUUGCUGCGUUCUAGCCAUUACGUGCCUUUUUUACUCUUCAUAACAUAAGUGAAUUCGGGUUUUGGAAAAGCCGUAAUUUUGGCGCACGUAGCUGUGUGUUUUUCCACAUCAUGAAUCGGAGGAAUACCGGCGUGGACGCUGCUGAUCUUACGAUCAUCGCCCCUUCUUGUGUUAUUGGCUCGUAUGAUGUUGAUUGACAGCCGGUAUUUCCCGUGAUGCAAUAUUUCCCUCUUCGUUUUUGCAACCCGCCUACCAGCUAAAUAGUGGAUUUUGAUUGGUCGGUGUAUACGGUCUUUCAUUGGUGGAAAUGUAGAGCGGUUUGCCGGUCUGGCACUGAAAUACACAUUUCGGUGAACUGGCAAAACGUGCAGGAUGUCAUCCUACAAAUCUGUUCAGUUAAGUUAACACAAACAUGGCAAGCAGUGAUGUGACCCGGGUCCUUCGCUUGAUUCGCUCCGUCUAUCCGAUCGUGCAGACGGCCCAGGAGUUCUCGGACACUGUAGUGUUCAAGGAGGGAAGAAAGUUGGUGCUGGUGGAGCCGUCGGACAGCGCGCGCUACGGGUCAUUUAUUGAGGGACUGGUGAUCUGCUCGGACAGGGUUUUGCAGCAUGUCCCUAGCUGCACCCAGGUCAUUACGCUGGCAGAGCUGCUGGCUUUAGUGCUGAAUACCCUGAAGAGGAGGAGGAGGAAGAACGUCUUGUCUCAAGGCUACUCCCUCUAUGAGGGCAAGCAGAUGGACGCCGACGUGCUGAAGUUCCACGGCAACAUCUCCUUGAGCGCCGCCUACGUCUACCAUAGUGACUUCUGGAAGAAGCUGCACAGUAGGGUGGGCACGGACCUGACCAGAUACCUGCUGGAGAGCUGUACUGUCUUCACCACAGUGCCCCCUAGCUGCCUGUUACAGGUCUGUGGCCCUCCUUUUUAUGAUUGCGUCCCUGCUGGGCCAGGCUCUGAUUUUCAGCUCAGCAGGUUGAGAUCAGCUCACGGAGCCGCGAAGCCGAGACUGGGGCAGGCGACAGGGGACCGGAGGAUGAGGGAGAGGAGGAGGAGGGUGAGGAAGCGAAGGCGCAGCAGAGGGGAGGCAGGCGAAGAAGGGGAGGCCCAGGAGGACAAGGAGCCACUCUCCAAGCGGGCGAGGUUGGAGGUCAUGGGAUUUAAACCCACAGCCACUAGGAGGCCGAGAUUGGCUCCCACCUUUCAGAAGGAUGGUCCUUCUGGGAUAAAAUUUCCUCCGCUGAGGCCCACUGACUGCUUCUUCCGCGUGCUGAGGCUCCUGUACGGAGGGCGUGGCAUGGGGAACUUCCUGCUGAACAGGAAGUUGAGGGUGGGGUCUGCGGCGCCGAGGCGCCUCCAGGGGCGGGACUUGGUGCGGCUGGUGUUCUUUGAAGGCCCAGUGUUUGGGAGCAGCACCGAGAGGAAAUCCCGGAGGUUGCCGGUGCGGUUCCACGGCACGCUGGGCCUCUUUGCUGCGCUCCUCCGUCGACACCGCGGCUGUCCCUACGUCCAGCUCUUGCGACGGACGUGUCCGGUGGGAGACACCGACGCUGAUGUCACCGUCCUCCUGACUCGCCACAGCACUCCCCGUCAGGUCUACCUCUUCGUCCGGGAGUGCCUCCAUCGGGUCGUCCCUGAGGAGUUCUGGGGAUCUUCCCACAACCGGGUCCACUUCCUGCUGCGUGUGAAGCGUUUCCUGUCCAUGGGGAAGUUCGACCGGCUGUCUCUCUCUGAGCUCCUGUGGAAGAUGAGGGUGAAUGACUGUGAUUGGCUAAAGGUCAGCAAGACUGGGCGCUGCCCUGCUAGCGAGCACCGAUACCGGGAGCACCUACUGAGUCGGUUCCUGGCCUGGCUGCUGGACCGCUACGUGAUGGGCUUGGUGCGGGCCCUGUUCUAUGUCACGGAGAGUGCUGGCCAGAAGAAUGCCCUGCGCUUCUACCGGGAUCGUGUUUGGGUGAAACUCCAGGAUCAGGCAUUUGGGAAACACAUCCUGAGGAGCCAGUGGGAGCUCCUGCCCCAGCAGCAUCUCCCUAAAGCUACGGUGGUGUCCCGCCUACGCUUCAUACCCAAACCUGGGGGCAUGAGACCCAUUGCCAGGAUGGCGAGGGCAGACAGCCGGACGUGGGUCUUUCAGUCUCGAAUCAAGGACUUGCACGACUUCCUGCGCUUUUGCAUCCAGAAAAGACCGACUCUCCUUGGCUCCACCGUGUUUAGCGUUCGCGACAUCCACCAGACGUUGGGCCCGUUCGCGGCCCUCCAUAAGGAGAAGCCCCGCCCCCUCUAUUUUGUGAAGGUGGAUGUUAGCGGCGCCUAUGACAGCCUGCCCCAUGACAAGCUGCUGCAGGUCGUCACAGAGGUGCUCUUCCCCAUAUGGAACGAGGCCUUUGUCAUUCGCUGGUGGGCCCAGGUGUGGUCCGAGACCAACGAAGGCAUGAAGAGGGCAUUCCGAAGACGGGUAGAGAAAUGGGACGACACAGACACCACGGUCAGGGGAUUUAUGAUGACGAUCCAGCAGAAUAGCAAGAUUCACGACUCUGUUCUUAUAGAGCAGCGAUACUCACUCAACACGAAUGGUAAAGACGUCUUUGAAUUCUUCAAGCAGAUGUUGGCGAACUACGUCAUUCAGUUUGGAAAGAAAAUGUUCCGGCAGUGCCACGGAAUUCCGCAGGGCUCGGUGGUGUCUGCCUUGCUCUGCUGCCUCUGCUAUGGACACAUGGAGAACUCCCUGUUUCACGACAUCACAGAUGGAGGAGGGUGUUUGCUGAGGCUGGUCGACGACUUCCUGCUCAUCACACCUGAGUUUGGCAAGGCCCAGAUGUUCCUCAAAUCCCUGCUGGCGGGUGUCCCAGAGUACGGGUGCUUUGCAAAUCCCACGAAGGUUGCUGUGAACUUCCCUGUGGAUGACAUGGAGGGCAUUCCCAGUGUCCGUCAGCUGCCCUUCCAGUGCUUGUUUCCGUGGUGUGGACUCCUUCUGGACACUGAUAACCUGGAUGUCUAUCAUGACUACUCCAGUUAUGCCGGCCUUUCCUUACGGAGCAGCCUGACCCUUGGCUCCUCGCCCUUCCCCGGACAGCACAUGAAGAGAAAGCUCCUGUCCAUCUUGAAGCUUAAGUGCCUCCCUAUUCUCCUGGACCUGAAGAUGAACUCUCUGCAAGCCGUCUACCUGAACAUCUACAAGAUCGCGCUGCUUCAGGCACAUAGAUUCCAUGCCUGCGUGCAGAACCUGCCCUUCGGCCAGAAGGUGAAGAACAACCCACGUUUCUUCGAAGUCAUGAUCUGGAACAUGGCGAAGCUCUGCAACCUGCUGAUCAGGAGAAACAACCUGGGAGACCACCUGGGCUUCAGGAACAUGGGAGGCUGCCUGCAGUUUGAGGCUGUGGAGCUGAUGUUCUGCAUCUCCUUCCUCACCGUCCUCUCACGUCACAGACGCCUCUACAAGUGCCUUCUUCCACAGCUACGCACACGUAAGAGGCGGCUGGAACGGAAGCUGGGGGUGGUGCGGCUGGCCAUCGUCCAGCGCGCGUCUACGCCUGAAAUCCCCGAGGACUUCCGGUGCAUCUACGUCUAAAAGUCUGUCGAUUUUUCAUAAGGAAACGCUGGUGUCCACAGCAGGAAUGAAAAUGCCGUCCCUGUGGUGAUUACAGUGGCUGCUCUCUCACUGUAAGGCUUCACCGUGGAAGACAGCACGUUUAUGAGAUCAAAUUCUACGCUUGUAAAUUCUGUUUUUGUUUUGUCUUUACACAAAUGCUCUCUGCCCAGACUGUUUUUCCGUCAGAUUUUAUAGUGUCAAAGUUGAUAUUUUAUUAUGGAUUCCAGAUGGACGGAUAGAUGCCUUUUAUUGUAAAUGGUAUGUCAUUUUCACUUGGCAGUCGCUCUGCUUUUGUGUUUAACAUUCAUUCUGUAAUGUGCUCACAUAUUUAUAUCAUAACUGAAUCCAGGCGUAUUGCCUAUAUUUAGCUGGAAGCUAGCUAAAUUUUUAAACAAAUACAGAUAAGUCUUAUAAAUAAAAUUUUUUUAUGAAUUCCA